Messenger RNA from Melampsora larici-populina 98AG31, 1908 nucleotides. RefSeq lists its product as uncharacterized. Bases 1 to 1908 code for a protein of 635 amino acids. The transcript has 5 exons. The record is from RefSeq and is a predicted model, not a curated record. NCBI's taxonomy places the organism in Eukaryota, Fungi, Basidiomycota, Pucciniomycetes, Pucciniales, Melampsoraceae.
AUGUCAUUCCCGUGUGGGCCGUGUAAACUGUCGUUUGACAAACCCCACAAGCUUGACACCCACCGGCGAUGUGUGCAUCAAGCUGAUGUCACAGUGACCACAGCCCACGGGGACAAGGUGGACCUACACAGGAUGAGAGACAGUAGCCAUGUCAAGACUUGUUUAGCCACCGGACCUCCACUGUCUCCUUUGGAACGGCAUGUGGAACCCAAUGUGGGUGUCAUAGUCCCAAUGGACCAAGAGGUGCAAAGUAAUGAUUUGCUUGGUCAAUACCAUCUGGCUUGGAAUGUUUGUUGUCAAAUUCUGAUUUGCACUGAAUGUCAUGCUGGUGUGGUGCCUGAAGAGGUGGCGGCUCACCUCAAGACCCACCACAAGCAAGACUCCAAGGUGAAGCAAGAGGAGGUGAUGGAAAACUUGAAGGAAUAUGUCAUCCAGGUCAAUGAGGGGCCACGCCCCUUGGACUAUGUGAAAGGCAAGCGCCUUCCUCCCCUUGAGGGACUCAUUGUUUAUAAUGGAUACACGUGUAAAAUAUGUGACAGAUCGUGGCAGGCAUUGAGAACUGCUCAGAAUCACUUUGGCAAAAAGCACAGAGAUCUUGCUGGCGAGCGGGACAACCACAUUCAAACGGACAAGUGCCAACAUCUGUAUGGACACCACCACAGCUGUCAUUUCCCUGUCCUGCCAUAUGUCAGGCCAGCAGUUGCGUCUGGCCCUGGAAUGCGCUCAGGCAGAACUCCUAGUCCCGAAGUGUCUGAUCGUGGAGAUGCUGUCCACAAACUUGUCAACAAACUUGAGGAACACGCAAUGGCCGGAGUCGGACCAGGCCCGGAUUCCGAAUUUGACAAGGACACAGCCCAUUGGCUGUUUAUCAGUGGUAUACAAACAUAUAUCGAGGGGUUGAUCAUCAAAGAGAAGACACAUGAAGAUAUUGUUGAAGCAGUUCAGAUUGAUGAGAAUGUUGAGAAGAUGAUACCUUUCCUUGCAUCGUGGAUCAAUAAAACAAUGAAGCGAUUGCAUCAAACCGGUCAAAUGCUGAAGCGUGUGUGUUUAUGCAAGGAUGAUGCAUUAAUACCUAGAAACCUAGAACACAACAAGGGACUUAUGCCGUUGCAAGAAAAGGCAUCCGUGAUUAAAUACGCAUGCAUAUACGCAUGCAUUCUGGCCAAUUUUCUAUGGUUCUUGGUGCUGCAAACAGACAUACCAGUCCACACUGGUAUCCAACUCUACAAUGUCCACAAGCCUUUCAUACAUCAACUUAAAGACAUGGUACUGCCCCUGGAGCUACGACGACAGAACUUGAAUCAAUACGGGGCAGAGGAGAUCAUUCCGGUUGAAAACCGUGCACUGUCAAAACUAGCAUCUCAGAUUCUAUGCAAGGUCUUCCAGGUCCCAGCGGCCGCUCGCAACUGCCAAUACCUUUUUCCACCUAUGCAGUUUCUUGCAUUCUCGGUUGUGAAGGUGGAUGGUUCUUACGAGGGGGUGACCACCCUCACCCGCCUGAUUGCUGGUAUGCAAUAUGGAGUGAGGCUAACUUUUGCAGAAGAAUACCUUGAUGCACCUGCCCCAGCAUUCGAUCCCAAUGCAGACCCUACGAUACCUUUCAAAGAUGACUUUAGCCGGUUCAAGUAUUUGCACAAAAACCACGCAGGGCCCUUCAACUAUGUACGGCAGGUUAUGCACCUGGCCACUACUGCCAUCAUGUCUGAGGCACUGCCUGAAACCACGUUCUGGGCUGAUCACCACCAGGAAACUCUUGAGAUGGACAACAAGAAGGUUACUAUUGGAGGGAUCAGGAAUUGUAUUCAGAUACAAGAUAAGCUAGUGCAGCAAGAUCUUGAUGCCAUAGUGCGUGGAUGUAAAAUGCCAAAGCUGGAUUUGAACCUCUACAAAGACAAGCCCAACAACUGA